UGUGCCUUGUUACCCCGUAAUGUUCUCUUCUGCCAAUUAGAGCGCGGGAGCAAAGUUGGUUGGUUUUGAUGGCUCGCUUGACUCUCGGUGCUGCAGUCCCUGGUGUAUCUCUGUGUUGCAGGCCCUGGUGUAGGGUCGUUCCCCAAGUCAUUCAGCUGAAGACCCGUUGAAGGCUGGGACAUUUUAGAGAUGAAUGGCAAAAAAUUGGAAACACCACCACCACAGCGUAAAUUUCCUGAAUGGAUGGUGUCUAUGCAGAAUAAAGGAUGUACUGAAGAGGAAAGAAAGGCAUAUAUUCAGAAGAGUGUUUUUGAAGAUGACCUCCCCUUCUUAGAAUUCACUGGAUCCAUUGUUUAUAGUUAUGAAGCUAGUGAUUGCUCUUUUCUAUCAGAAAAUAUUAGCGUAAAUCUGUCUGAUGGGGAAGUGGUAGGAUUUGACAUGGAAUGGCCACCCAUUAAUAGAAAAGGGAAACCAAGCAGAGUUGCACUAAUUCAGUUAUGUGUGUCUGAGAACAAAUGUUAUUUGUUUCACAUUUCUUCUAUGUCAGUUUUUCCCCAGGGAUUAAAACGAUUACUUGAAAAUACAGCAAUUAAAAAGGUGGGGGUAGGAAUUGAAGGAGAUCAAUGGAAACUUCUGCAUGACUUUGAUGUCAAGUUGACAAGUUUCGUGGAGUUGAAAGAUGUUGCCAAUGAAAAGCUGAAAUGUUCAGAGACCUGGAGCCUUAAUGGCCUGGUUAAACACCUCUUAUAUAAACAGCUUCUGAAAGACAAAGCUAUUCGCUGUAGCAACUGGAGUAACUUUCCCCUCUCUGAAGACCAGAAGCUGUAUGCAGCUACUGAUGCUUAUGCUGGACUCAUCAUUUAUAAAAAAUUAGAAAUCCUGGGUGGUGCCAUGCAAACAUUUGCUAGAAAUAAAGAGGAGAAAAUUCUACCUCUUGAAAUGAAGAAACAGUUGACUUCAAUCUCUGAAGAAGUGAUGGAUCUGGCUAAUCAUUUUCCUGACACUUGCAGAAAAUUAGAAAAUCCAGAGAGGGUUUCUAUUUUAUUGAAGAAUAUUUCAGAAAGUCUGUUUUCACUGAGGAAGAUUCUGUUUGGUCCUACAAAAAUCACCACCGAAGUGAGGCCCAGUAGUCAUUUUAAUGUAUCGUUGGAGGAUUCAACUGUUGGUAGAGAACAGCAGAAAGAAACUACAGAAAAAAUUCUUACUGAAGAUAAGGAUGAGACAUGGGAUACAUCACUGGAUAAUCUAGUUAAACAUGGUGGACAUGAUGUACUUGUAAAAGUGAAACAAGAAGAAGAGUUGGAAGAUGAAUUCGAAAAUAAUAAGUUGAAAGAAAACAUGGAAAGAACAUGCCAAAUGUCAUUAGAUAUUACAGAGUAUGAACUUCAAAUAUUGGAACAGCUGAAUGAGAAACCAACUCUCAGUGAUUUUUCCCACCAAUGCACUGAGCAUUCUUCAGUCAACAAUAAUGAACAUGAUUCAUCUUACAUAAUUGAAAGUGAUGAAGAUUUAGAAAUGGAGAUGCUGAAGUCUUUAGAAGAUUUAAACAGUAGCCCUGUAGAGUCAGUUCAUUCUCAGUGCUUAAAAAUGGAAAGAAAUUUGAGUUUUCCUACUGAAGAAGAUAAAAAUAAAGAUGAAGUUGAAGAAGGAAAAGAAGAACAAGAAGAAGAAGAUCAUUUUUUGCCAGAACCCAGUGCAACGCAAAUUAUUUGCCUCAAGACCUAUUUUGGCCAUUGCAGUUUUAAACCGGUCCAGUGGAAAGUUAUUUAUUCUGUAUUGGAAGAAAGAAGAGAUAAUGUUGUUGUCAUGGCAACUGGGUAUGGAAAGAGUUUGUGCUUCCAGUAUCCUCCUGUAUAUGUAGGCAAGAUUGGCAUUGUCAUCUCACCUCUUAUUUCUCUGAUGGAAGACCAAGUGCUCCAGCUUCAAAUGUCCAACAUUUCGGCCUGUUUCCUUGGAUCUGCACAAUCAAAAAAUGUUUUGGAAGAUAUCAAAUUAGGCAAGUACCGGAUUGUAUAUAUAACUCCAGAAUUCUGCUCAGGUAAUUUGGACCUGCUUCGGCAACUUGAGGCUAAGAUUGGUAUCUCGCUUAUUGCUGUGGAUGAGGCUCACUGUAUUUCUGAGUGGGGGCAUGAAUUUAGAAGUUCUUUCAGGUCAUUGGGCUCCCUGAAGGCAGCACUCCCAUUGGUUCCAGUAGUUGCACUCACAGCUACUGCCAGUUCUUCAAUUCGAGAAGAUAUAGUACGUUGUUUAAACCUGAAAAACCCACGGAUUACUUGUACUGGUUUUGAUCGACCAAAUCUGUAUUUAGAAGUGGGACGAAAAACAGGGAAUAUCCUUCAGGAUUUGAAGCCAUUUCUUGUAAAAAAGACAAGUUCUGCCUGGGAAUUUGAAGGUCCAACUAUCAUCUAUUGUCCUUCCAGAAAAAUGACAGAACAAAUUACUGCUGAACUUAGAAAACUGAAGUUAGCCUGUGGAACAUACCAUGCAGGCAUGGAUUUCAAAACGAGGAAGGAUAUUCAUCAUAAGUUCAUGAGAGAUGAAAUUCAGUGUGUUAUAGCUACUAUAGCUUUUGGACUGGGCAUUAAUAAGGCUGACAUUCGCAGAGUCAUUCAUUAUGGUGCUCCUAAGGAAAUGGAAUCCUAUUACCAGGAAAUUGGUAGAGCAGGCCGCGAUGGACUUCAAAGUUCUUGUCACUUACUCUGGACUCCAGCAGACUUUAACGUAACUAGGCACCACUUGUUUGAGAUACGUAACGAAAAGUUCCGACUGUAUAAAUUAAAGAUGAUGGCAAAAAUGGAAAAGUAUCUUCAUUCCAGCAAAUGUAGACGACAAAUCAUCUUGUCUCAUUUUGAGGACAAAAAACUAAGAAAGGCUUCCUUGGGCAUCAUGGGAACUGAAAAAUGCUGUGAUAAUUGCAGGUCCAGUUUAAGUCAUUGCUACACUGUUAAUGACUUGGAUGAGACAUCAAAGGACUUUGGUCGACAGGCAUUCCUGCUACUAUCUGCUGUAGACAUCUUAGAGGAAAAAUUUGGCAUUGGGGUUCCAAUUUUAUUUCUCCGAGGAUCUAGUUCUCAGCGUCUUGCAGAUAGAUACCGCUCUCACAAGCUUUUUGGCACUGGCAAGGAUGAAACAGAGAGUUGGUGGAAAGCCUUUUCCCGUCACCUUAUGACAGAAGGAUUCUUGGUAGAAGUUCCUGGGAGUAAUAAAUUUGUAAAGAUUUGCAUCCUUACAAAAAAGGGUAGAAAUUGGCUUGAUAAAGCCAAUAAAGGAUCUCCUCAGAGACUUAUUCUUGAACCUAAUGAAGAACUGUGUCCAAAGAAGUUUCUUCUGCCAAGUUGGAAAGCUUUGUCUUCAGGCACUGAACAGCAUUCCUCUAAUCAAAUACCAGUUGAAUUAACUGCAGAGAAGGUUGGAAAGCAGUCUAACUUGGAGAAGAUGUAUUCUUACAAAGCACUUGAAAAAAUUCCUUCUGGGAGUAACAUUUCUGAAAAAAGAAUCAUGAUGCAGUCACCGGGAAAAUGUGGCCAUCUUGCAGAACCAGCUCUUUCAGCUCAAGAACAAGAGGCUCAGACUGUGUUAUACGGCAAAUUGGUAGAAGCUAGACAGAAAUAUGCAAAUAAAAUGGAUGUUCCUCCAGCUAUUCUGGCAACAAAUAAGAUACUGUUGGAUAUGGCCAAAUUGAGACCAACUACUGUUGAAGAUGUAAAACAGAUCGAUGGUGUUUCUGAAGGAAAAGCUACUAUGCUGGCUCCACUGUUGGAAGUUGUCAAGCAUUUCUGCCAUGAAAAUAGUGCUAAGACAGACCUCUUUUCAAGUACAAAGCCUCAAGAAGAACAGGAAAAAAGUUCACUCUCACAGUCUGCAGCUGUCACAUAUUCUUUAUUCCAAGAAAAGAAGAUGUCUUUACACAGCAUAGCUGAGAACAGGAUUCUGCCUCUCACAGCAGUUGGUAUGCACUUAGCCCAGGCAGUGAAAGCUGGCUACCCCCUGGAUAUGGAGCGAGCAGGCCUGACUCCAGAGGUUCAGAAGAUUAUUGCUGAUGUUAUCCGAAACCCUCCCAUCAACUCAGAUAUGUACAAUAUAAAACUAAUUAGAAUGUUGGUUCCUGAAAACAUUGAUAUGUACCUUAUCCACAUGGCAAUUGAGAUCCUUGAGAAUGACCAUGACUGCAGACCUUCUUCAAGCCAGUCUUCCUGGGAUUCCAACAGAAAGCGAUGUUUCCCCAACUCUGAAGAGCCUUGUUCAAGUUCUAAAAGGAGCAAGGAAGUACUCAUGGAUACGAAGGUUGAUGAAACACAUCUUGAUAGCAUUUCACUGGAAGACAAAGGCCACAGUAAUUCAAUAAGACUAGCUUCUUGGACUCAGCCAUCCAGUGAUCCAGAAAUAGAAGAUUCAUUUUCACAUUCUCAUUCACAGACUUCAUCUGAGACCUCAAAGAGAAGAUUGCCUGACUGGUUUGCCAAAGGAAAUACGACCUUAGCUGUAUGCAACAAGAAAUCAACAACAAAAACAAAAAAGAAAGGUCUUUUUAGUUAAGAUGACAUUUAAAAAAAACAACUUGGCAUGUCUCACUGUAUGUUAAGAAGAGAGCUAUAAGUCAUUUCUGAAAAGAGUGAAGAGUAUUUUAGCUUAAAAAGUAUUCUGAUUUUAAAGUAAAACUCAUCUAUUUAGAGCAGGACUGGCAUUUUAAAUUAACCUACAUUUCAGAGUGGUGAGGCCUCCUGAUAACUUAAUAGAAUAGAAUGUUAAAUUUGAUUUCCUUUCAGAUCUCUUCCAGAAGCCGUACUAUCCUGUGAUCUUAUCUCUAUUUGUAACAAUUGCAUACUUGGAAAACGUAAAGUGUGGUGAUUUAAUAGAAAGAACAGAUUUGUAUUAUAUUGAUUUACAUAAAAGGGUCAUACCAAAAUGGUCUUGUAAUAUAAAACAGCUAUUUUAUGUUAUCCUUUCUAUCUUUUGAUGAAGCUUUGAUUUGCAUUAUUAUAUAAUAUUAGUUGACCAGAUUUAUGAAUGAAACAUUUGGGUUUCAUGUUAGUGGGGGAAAAGAACAUAUAAAAGAUUCCAGUUGCACUAGACAACUAUAUACUUUGUAUUUCAUGCUAUUUUUAUUAUUUUUCAGAUAAUAAAAAAUAAUGUACUCCAAACUAAAUAAAAAAAGUUAAAUAUUUUAAUCUCAUUUACUUAACUAAUGACUCCAGGUACCUUUAAUAUUUGAGAUGUCAGAAUUCAUUUCUAGUAUUACGUUUUACAAAUAACUUAAAUAUCUACAGCCGUACUCUGACACAUAGUGGGGUCAACUGUGGUUGUGGUUUAUAUAACUUUUAAGCAAUUAUAUAUACCAUACAGUGUAUAAUUUCAUUCCAAAGCCUCUGAUUAACUUUUAGUAAGUAAAAACAAUUGUUUUUGAUGAAGAAGGAAUACAUGCUUAUGGUAUUUAUGGUAGAAGAACUAAAAAAAACCCAGAAUAUUUUUUAAGGUCCACUAGAAGGUCAUCAGUCCACUCCUUCAGUGUGUCCUGCUAGACUUUCUAUGGUCACCUUGUUUCCUUAGUUUACAGGAAUAAUGCAUGAAUCCAUUUCCAUUAUAUAACAUUCAAACUAGACUAAAAACAUGAAAGUCCCUCAUCAUCUCAUUCAUUCGUAUCCAGCUACCAGAAGGUAGCUUGUGUUGAAUUUAUCAUAGCUCUCUAGUUGUGUCUUUGGCAUUUCUGUGCCUUUGUAUUUGUCUCUGAAGUGGCAAGUGUGUUCUGAAGCACUUCUGCAUGCUGGGGCAUGGUGGUCGUCGGGAAUAGCACUCCUCUGAAUAGCACUCCUCUGAUUGUUUAGUUAUAAAUUAAAUUGGAAUACCAUUUGUAGUGGUUAGCAAAUGCCAACCAUAGUGACUGACACUGUGGUGGUUAUUCACCCUUGGCUUUGGGUCAACAUUUUCUCAAGACUGAAUAAAUUCAGCUUUGCACUUGAAGAAAAGUAACAUGGUAUUUGUUGCCAAUGCUAAAAUUUAUAAUUUGCAGCAAUAUCUGUAAUUUUGGGGAACCUUGUGUCGUUCACUGAGAACUUCAGCCUCCUUUCACUGAAAAACUUUUCUGAUAUUUUGUAAAGAUUAUUUAGAACAUCUGUGUAAUUCAGUGAAUCAGUAUUUUCUGGAUGAAAAAUACAUGAUGUUACAUAACUAGGCAUAGAUAAAAAGAUCUGUUGGAUGUAAAAAAUGAACCAAUGGACUUUAAUAUAGCAGAGUUUGAAGAAGUUGAAGGUGUAGUUUCAGAUUACACACUGCAACUAAUCCCUAAGAGACAACACUUGUUCAGUUUUAGUAUACAUUCAAAGAAGACUGAUCACCAUUAUCUGGAAAGGCUGUUAAAAUAUUCUUCCCUUUUCCAUCGGUGCACCUGUGCACAUUCACAUUUCUUCCUGGAUUUUAGCCAAAACAAUAUGUCAAGGUAGGUUGAAUACAGAAGCAAAUCUAGAGUCUAGAAUUCUAGCUACUUCAGUUAAGGAGAUUUGCAAAAAUGAAACAAUGCCAUCUCUAUUGCUGUUUUAAAAUAUGAUCAUUUUGUAAAAAUCACACCCAUGGUACCAUGUGAUGGCAUUCCUACUGCUGUUCUUACACAAAUUAUUAAGUAUUUUCAAAUGUCU
Messenger RNA from Dipodomys spectabilis (banner-tailed kangaroo rat), 6629 nucleotides. It is a transcript of the gene Wrn, whose product is annotated as WRN RecQ like helicase. The coding region runs from base 190 to 4536 and encodes 1448 amino acids. Gene Ontology annotation, molecular function: 3'-5' exonuclease activity; four-way junction helicase activity; nucleic acid binding. NCBI's taxonomy places the organism in Eukaryota, Metazoa, Chordata, Mammalia, Rodentia, Heteromyidae. The record is from RefSeq and is a predicted model, not a curated record. The transcript is spliced from 35 exons. Gene Ontology annotation, biological process: telomere maintenance; DNA replication; double-strand break repair via homologous recombination. Gene Ontology annotation, cellular component: cytoplasm; nucleus; nucleoplasm.